Molecule: messenger RNA, 1131 nt
Organism: Spathaspora passalidarum NRRL Y-27907
Lineage: Eukaryota; Fungi; Ascomycota; Pichiomycetes; Serinales; Debaryomycetaceae
Exons: 1
Source: RefSeq, a predicted model, not a curated record
ACCCCAGGUCAACCAAAGGGAAACACCAUUAGGCCAUAAUGGAUAACUUUCUUGUUGGAGAAAAUCCACAAGCUAGACACAAUCCACAUGCUCCCAUGUUCCCUGCUCGGGAGGUGUUUAACGAAUGGAUUUGCAUUAUCUUUGCAGAGUUCGCCAUGUUAACUUGGUUGACCAAAUUCAAUCCACUCUUUAUUGACCCACCUACAUCCAUGUUUAGCUUUCAGCAAUUAUUUUACUAUUGGCAAAGCACAGUGUUCAACCUCAUCAUAAGAUUUGAUUCCGAUACCCUUCAAAGAAUGACCGGUUUACUUACACAGGUAUUAGGCCGCAUUUUCAAUCUCCAUCCGGAACUUGAAAUGUCUGUUACACACUCUCAGGUGCGUGGCAUUUUACGCUCUUUCAAUGAUAGUCGAUUGAGUUAUGGGUUGGAUAGUGUAAUUUGGAUUUCAGAUGGUAUAAUAAGGUCAAAUAUUACCGAAGUUUGUGGUUCAAAUGUCGGUGCUGGUUUGAUUACAGUUUUUGGUCAAGAAUUAUGCAAAAUUUCCGAUUGUGAUUUGGACUAUCUUUUGGUUAUUCUCAAAAAUGAAUACCAGCUGUUCCUUCUAAACUUGCGCGAUAACCCUUCAUCGUUUGAUUUGACUUGGAUGAAUACAUAUGAUGCUAGUAAAUGGCUCGAAUCGAAGAAAGUUGAACAUAUCUUUUAUUGUUUAACUUACCUGUUUCAUUACCUCGUGCUAAUCAUAGGUUUUGUGGAAAUUUUAGAAUUGAUCGUGGGCAUCUGGGGGAUAUUUUCAACUGCUAAAUUUGCAUUUGUUAAAAAAGCAUGUUUGGGAUUGAUGAAUUCAAUAAUAUUUUCAUAUUAUGUCAAAUGGAUCUCACUGCAAGCUCCAGUUCAAGCUUUGUUAAAGGAAUAUCCAAUUGGAGUUUUGAGAUUGAGCCUCUCGUCAGUUAUUGUUCCCAACAUUGUUUUGGUAGUAUCCACUUGGUACAUUUUUCGUAGUGAAUCUAAGAAAUUGCAAUUGUUUCAAAACCUGAACGAGAAAACUAUACAAGUUUGGGGUUUUUAUGCAUUUUUGUAUUGCUUAGUGGUUCCUUCUCUCUGUAUAUUGCUUUAAAUGAAUGUGCGUUCAG